Sesamum indicum (sesame) is the source of this 2171-nucleotide messenger RNA. Its product is annotated as laccase-17. Gene Ontology annotation, molecular function: hydroquinone:oxygen oxidoreductase activity; copper ion binding. Gene Ontology annotation, cellular component: apoplast. Lineage: Eukaryota; Viridiplantae; Streptophyta; Magnoliopsida; Lamiales; Pedaliaceae. Gene Ontology annotation, biological process: lignin catabolic process. The record is from RefSeq and is a predicted model, not a curated record.
UGCAAUUCUUUUUUGAAAACAACUAUCCAUUUUCCACCUCUUUAAACUAUUCAAUUCUCAUCACCUAAUCAGCCAAACACGCCCUAUAUAACGGCACUACUGUCUGUGUUCUCAAAGUACCACCACAGAAGAAAGAAGAGGCGCUGAUCCUCUGAAAACCUUGCAAUAUUUCACAAUAUUCAGACCAUCACUCAAACAUGGCGGGUUUAUUCACUCACCAGUUACUAUUUUCUGUAGGAAUAUUAAUGUGUGUGGCAUUGUGCCUUCUUCCUCACCAUGCAGAAGCAGCCACCAGACAUUAUGAGUUCAACAUCAAGAUGCAAAACGUUACACGAUUAUGCCACACGAAAAGUAUCGUCACUGUAAACGGAAAAUUUCCUGGACCUCGAGUUAUAGCAAGGGAGGGCGAUCGUCUGCUUGUUAGAGUUACAAACCAUGUUCCCAAUAAUAUCACAAUCCAUUGGCAUGGCAUUAGACAACUUCGCAGUGGAUGGGCGGACGGACCUGCAUACAUUACCCAAUGCCCCAUUCAAACUGGGCAGAGCUAUGUGUACAAUUUUACUGUAGUCGGCCAACGGGGAACUUUCUUCUGGCAUGCACAUAUUUCGUGGCUUAGGUCCACUCUUUACGGCCCUCUGAUCAUCCUUCCUAAGAAAAAUGUGCCUUAUCCUUUCCAGAAACCCUAUGAGGAAAUCCCCAUAGUAUUUGGAGAAUGGUUCAAUGCUGAUACUGAAGCCAUAAUCAGCCAAGCUUUACAAACAGGUGGAGGCCCAAAUGUCUCUGAUGCCUAUACCAUCAAUGGACUUCCAGGGCCCUUGUAUAAUUGCUCUGCAAAAGAUACAUUCAAGCUCAGGGUUAAGCCUGGAAAGACAUAUCUCCUCCGUAUGGUCAAUGCUGCACUCAAUGACGAGCUUUUCUUCAGUAUCGCAAACCACAGCCUUACCAUCGUGGAUGCUGAUGCAAUUUACGUCAAGCCCUUUGAAACUAACACAAUUCUGAUCACCCCUGGACAGACCACAAAUGUUCUUCUCAAGACAAAACCUAACUUCCCAGGUGCCACUUUCCUCAUGACUGCUAGACCAUAUGUUACAGGCCAAGGCACUUUCGACAACUCCACUGUUGCUGGAAUUUUAGAAUACGAAUCCCCAUUUCUUCAUUCUGUCACCCCGCUGAAAAAGCUCCCACUCUACAAACCAAUUCUCCCACCUCUAAACGACACUUCUUUCGCCACAAAUUUCGCGAAAAAGCUACGGAGCUUAGCCACUCCUCAGUUCCCUGCUAACGUCCCACAAGAAGUAGACAAACAUUUCUUCUUCACCGUAGGAUUGGGGACAAGCCCCUGUGAUCAAAACAAGACCUGUCAGGGGCCCAACGGCACCAAAUUUGCAGCAUCUGUUAGUAAUAUAUCGUUCGUGCAGCCUACGACAGCUCUUCUCCAGGCCCAUUUUACGGGCCAAUCAAGCGGCGUUUACAGCCCGGAUUUCCCUAUCAACCCGCUCCACUGGUUUAACUACACUGGAAAUCCUCCAAACAACACAAUGGUGGGUAAUGGGACAAAACUCAUGGUUUUGCCUUUUAACACUAGUGUGGAGUUGGUCAUGCAGGAUACAAGCAUUCUUGGGGCUGAAAGCCAUCCUCUCCAUCUCCACGGAUUUAAUUUCUUCGUCGUGGGACAAGGGUUUGGCAACUAUGACCCAAAUGAAGACCCGAAAAACUUCAACCUUGUCGACCCGAUUGAGAGGAACACUGUCGGCGUACCUGCUGGUGGAUGGGUUGCCAUCCGUUUCUUGGCUGAUAAUCCAGGUGUAUGGUUCAUGCAUUGUCACCUGGAAGUUCACACGAGCUGGGGUUUGAAGAUGGCGUGGCUUGUCUUGGAUGGAAAGCUUCCUAAUCAAAAGCUACUUCCUCCACCAGCUGAUCUCCCCAAAUGCUGAUCACAUUCAUCGUCAAUUUUUCUUGUUGAAAAUGAUCCGGAUUUGUUUUCUUUUUCUUUUUUUUCCUUUUCCUUCCUGUUUUGACUGGUCUCCCCAGUUUUGCAGUGUUAAUGUUCAUUGUUUCUUCUGUUACGGUAGCUUUUGUCCAAACACGUUAAUCUAAUCGUUACUGGCCAACCUCUGUUGUAAUGUCGAAUGAGUUUCUAUAAAUAAUCUUACUAUAUUUUUUAAAAAUAA